GUCGCUGGAAAUCUACCAUGACAGUUUACUUGGAAGACUUCUUACAUCAGAUUGUGAACUAUUUUGAAAUAUCAAAAUAUGACUUUAAAAUUAAAAUUUUGGAAUAUGGUCCAAUUUCUCGCGCCAAGAGUAAAUUCUUGACGUCGCGAAAAUCAGCAAAUACUGAAAUUUCAUCAUUAGGCAUUAAACGGACAAAAAUUAAAACCAAUGGGAUAUAUCUGAAGCCUGUGUUAGAGGAUGCUAUUGAAAUGCUUAAUGUUACGACGGAAAUCUAUCGAAAGAAAGUUAUUGUAAUCUUUUUAAAUAAUAUCAUAUUUGAUCAGACAGCGUCAUCAUGGUAUGCAAAAUAUAUGAAACAAACUGGAGUGGUGUUCUAUGUAGUGACGUCAUUUAAAAGAAGUUUAGACACUGCAAUGAAUCUAGCGUCAGAUCCCUGUAAAGCCUUUGUUGUUGAUGAUUACAAAUCUGGUAUGGAUGACGUCAUUAGUGACCUUGGAAAUAACAUUUGUCUCGUCUCUGAUCCACGACUCGCUGUAACUUCUGGUCCCGAUACACUUGGAAAUUGUAAUAUAGGAAUAUUGUACAAGCCACCGGAAACGGAAAUUCACUUUUUCUGUGCAAAAGAUGGACUAUUUCCAGAUCCUUUGAAUUGUGCGUAUUUUUUUAAAUGCACACGUGGGACAAGUGUUCAUUUAAAAUGUGAACCGGGAAAUAUGUUUGACGCGAGAACACAUACUUGCAAUCAUAAAAUGGCGGUUACAUGCUACACGGGAGUUUCCUGUCCAGACGACACGGGACUAUUCCCAUAUCCGAACGAUUGUUUCAAGUUUUUAAACUGUUUUCAAGGAAUGCCUUAUGUACAACCUUGCCCUUCAGGAUUAGCAUUUGACAAAAUCGUAAAAAGAUGUUUGUUACCAAUGCAUGCACUUUGUUGAUUGCUAUUGUUAAAAUAAAAUUAGGGGACUACAGUAGACAUCGUUAAAUUUUUUUCUCUCUUGUAAAAUCUUUCUAUAAAAAUGUGAAUUAUACACAAUAUAUAAAAUCAGUGUUUGUACUGUGUACACGUACACACAAAUAGUUUAGAAAACUCCGACUAAUUGCCGGCUAUGAACCUUGUUUGAAUAGUUCAAGUCAAAAGACGUUAUUUUUAUGUCCCUGUAAUGUCUUAUAUAUUUAAAUCAAAUUUCGAUUUUUUUGUGUUAUAAGAUAUAAAUUUACAAUCAAGUAUGGGCAAGUGAGGGAUAAAACUUUAUUUCAACAACAUUUUGUAAGGAAUUAAUGAGCAGGGACAUCUUAUUCGAAAAGUAAUUACAAUAGUAUCAGAUUUCAAAACCCACUUAUUGACUAACCUACCAUUUACUAGUGACAUACUAAUUCAUGAACCCUAUGUAUACUGGUUAAAAAAGUUGAGCACCAUAUGUUUUAAUUAAACAACUUUAAAGAAUGAAUUUCCAGAGUUUUAAUCUUUACAAUCGACUUUUCGACGAGAAAAAUGUACCUUGUGGUUUACUUUCUUGUAACAAUGAUGAGUGUUUAAAGUGUUGUUAGUUUUUAAAAUAUCUAAUAUAAAAUCUAAAACAUGUGUUGCUUAAUUUUUUUUACUCAUUAUAUAUAGACAUCGUUUUUUUACUGAGGUAUAUUUGGACAGGGUAAUGUCUACCUGGGAAUAAAAGAUGACACUACUAUAUUAUAAUAUAAGUAUUUAAACCUAUCAGAUUCCCCCUUUGUACAUUUUAUGCAUAUCCUAGUUGUUGUUAAAGUAUUUUGUUAAGACCAGUGUUUCAUACUUAAAGUAUUUGUUACUAAAAAAGAUAUCAUUAUUAUUACUAUAUAUAACGGCCAACUGCAAUUUACCACAAAAUAAGUGUAGUUUGAUUUUUCACCGAUGGCAUUGCAAUUAAAAAAAAAUAAGAGACGUAUGGACGAGAGAACAAACAUUUGCCUUUAACCAUGAACAAGUUUCUUCGAAGGAUUCAUUACAUAUACAUGUAGUAUCUACAGGACACAAAAUACGUAACACAUAUACAUGUAUAUCCUUCAUUGAUAAUCUUUUUUAAAUACAAAAUAUUUGAACACUAUAUAUUUGUUUGUCUCAUUGUUUAUUGAUAUGCUUUAAAUGCAUAAUGUAAAUAUUGUGUUUGUUCAAACAAUCCUUGUAAU
Molecule: messenger RNA, 2160 nt
Organism: Mytilus californianus (California mussel)
Lineage: Eukaryota; Metazoa; Mollusca; Bivalvia; Mytilida; Mytilidae
Exons: 3
Coding region: 18-935 (305 amino acids)
Cellular component (GO): extracellular region
Molecular function (GO): chitin binding
Source: RefSeq, a predicted model, not a curated record